AGGGCUCCCUGGCCGCUUUCCAGGUCCGCGCACUAAUACGGGCGAUGAGGCUUCGCGGCUCCAGUCUGACUGACGCCGGCUGGGGCCGCCGCCGCCGCCGCUGCAGCCGCUGUCUCGGUCCCCGCCGCCGCCGCCGCGGUCGCCGCCGCCCGGCUCUGCAGCCUCUGGGCGCGCGCAGCCAGGCAAGUUGGCCAGCCCAUGCAAGGGCUUAGGAAGAAAUCAGCACACUUCCCAACUGGAAUCAGUCACAGUUGCUUCCAGAAGAAAAGACAAAUUUGUACCUAUGCCCUCCCUGGAGAGUUCCUGGCCGCUGACUUGCCCCAGGCCCUGCUGGCUGUGAAGGGCUGUGAGUCUGGUUUCCGUGUGUGGGGACAUCUGCGGUCCACCUCAUAUGCACUCCAGCACCCCCAUCAGCUCCCUCUUCUCCUUCACCAGCCCCGCAGUGAAGAGACUGCUUGGCUGGAAGCAAGGAGAUGAAGAGGAGAAGUGGGCGGAGAAGGCCGUGGACUCUUUAGUGAAGAAAUUAAAGAAGAAGAAAGGAGCCAUGGAUGAGCUGGAGAGGGCCCUGAGUUGCCCUGGGCAACCCAGCAAAUGUGUCACCAUCCCCAGGUCCCUGGAUGGGCGUCUGCAGGUGUCCCACCGCAAGGGUCUGCCCCACGUUAUUUAUUGCCGGGUGUGGCGUUGGCCAGAUCUCCAGUCCCACCACGAGUUGAAGCCCUUGGAGUGCUGUGAGUUCCCUUUUGGCUCCAAACAGAAAGAGGUGUGCAUUAACCCUUACCACUACCGCCGGGUGGAGACUCCAGUGCUGCCUCCAGUGCUCGUGCCAAGACACAGUGAAUACAACCCCCAGCUCAGCCUCCUGGCCAAGUUCCGCAGCGCCUCCCUGCACAGCGAGCCGCUCAUGCCACACAAUGCCACCUACCCCGAGUCCUUCCAGCAGCCUCCGUGUCCUGCGCUCCCUCCCUCGCCCAGCCACGUCUUCUCGCAGUCCCCCUGCUCAGCCAGCUACCCCCACUCCCCUGGAAGUCCUUCUGAGCCAGAGUCUCCAUAUCAACACUCAGACUUCCGACCAGUGUGUUACGAGGAGCCGCAGCACUGGUGCUCGGUCGCCUACUAUGAACUGAACAACCGAGUAGGGGAGACAUUCCAGGCUUCCUCCCGAAGUGUGCUCAUAGAUGGAUUCACCGACCCUUCAAAUAACAGGAACAGGUUCUGUCUUGGACUUCUUUCGAAUGUAAACAGAAACUCAACAAUAGAAAAUACCAGGAGACACAUAGGAAAGGGCGUGCACUUGUACUACGUCGGGGGAGAGGUGUAUGCCGAGUGUGUGAGCGACAGCAGCAUCUUUGUGCAGAGCAGGAACUGCAACUAUCAGCACGGCUUCCACCCAGCCACCGUCUGCAAGAUUCCCAGCGGGUGCAGCCUCAAGGUCUUCAACAACCAGCUCUUUGCUCAGCUGCUUGCCCAGUCGGUUCACCAUGGCUUUGAAGUUGUUUAUGAGUUAACUAAGAUGUGCACUAUCCGGAUGAGUUUUGUUAAGGGUUGGGGAGCUGAGUAUCAUCGCCAGGAUGUCACGAGCACCCCCUGCUGGAUUGAGAUUCACCUUCAUGGACCACUGCAGUGGUUGGACAAGGUUCUGACUCAGAUGGGAUCGCCGCAUAACCCCAUUUCUUCAGUGUCUUAACAGUUAUGUCUUAAGUUUCAUUUCUAUAGAAUAGAUGCUAUUGCAGGCGGUGGCUUAGAUCAUUUUAGACUUGCAACUAACCCAAGUUUCUAAAUACACGUGUAAAUACAUAUAAUAUACACUAUUCAUAUUUUUUAUCACCAUUUGUUUCGUGCUACCUAGUUAACCUGGGGCCAGUACGGUGUGAAUAGAAAAGCAGGCUUUUCAGUCCUGUGCUGCUGCUUUUGUGGGAGAAGCAAGUGAAAGGCAGCAGCGUCAGCCACAUGUGAAGGGUGUUGAUGGAGCCCAGGCAGCUUGAGUCAGCAUGUCGUAAGACCUAACAGAAACACUUCAUGUGGCCAAAGUCAGGUUUUGGUAGCUAUAGAGCAAACAACACUUUUAGACAAAACCGAGCGAUCAAACCCAUAUGGUUUAAAUGAUCUCACUUGUAGUGCUAUUGGCAAGGGAAAAAUAAUCAAGUUUGUAUAAGGAGUUAUGUGAGGUAAGCCACAGAUCCUUUAUUUCUGCUGGACUACUGUGCUGGUAUCAAUGGUACCUUUUAAAUAAAUAUAAACCAUGAUUGGAAAAGAGAAAAAGUGUGAAGCCGAGAGUCAUGUUGCCUCAACCUAGCACUCUAAAAACAGAGUCCAGUAAGGGAAAAUAAAUAUGAAAGUAGCACGGAAUGCACUAUAAUCCCAAAUUAUAAGGUAAGUCCUGAACCACCCAGGGAGGCUCCUGUUUUUCAUGUUGGAAAUCAGGUUCUGGUCUUCCUGGUGGUUUGACUUCUGAGUCUGUUGCAGUGGGCGAUGCCGCCAUGUUUAAGUCCCAUGCAGAGAAGCAGUAACACUAAAGGGUUGAACAGGGAAUCAUAACGUUCACUCACAUUCCCACAUUAAAGCUUCUACUUCAGGGAACCUCUUCUGCCACAUUUUCCUGCCUGUUGGCAGAUAUUAACUAUUUACAGAUUAUUGAAAUAAUACUAAUGGCUCUGAGGGAAUCUAGACACGAUGUUGGAUGAAGUUUAUGAAUUAAUUACCUUCGUGCCUGUAUUGACUAAAUUAUCAACUGGUUAAAUCUGGUAGCCUCUUCUAAAGCUAGUUUCCUACCUGGAAAUAACUUCACAAGUAAGAAUAAUUUCAUAUAAGCUCAUAUAAUUUUGGGAGAACAGUGGUACUGAAUAGCAGGACAUCUUUUAAAAUAUGCAUAAUAUUAAAAAACAUGUUGUUCUAGGACGAUAAAGGGAAAUUCCUGAAAUUCUUAGGUACUUGCUAUCCACACACCACCACAUUGCUUGGAAAAAUAUUUCACAUCCUCUUAAAAAUGUGUACUUUAACAUGGAAGUUUUGCUUGUAACAGACAGUACUUCAAUAAUCCAGCAGAUUGUUUCAUUUAUGCAUUUUAUCUAGCAUUAGUGCACAUGUAGCUGUUUCUCAUUAAAUUGUAUUUGAGGUAGAGAUGAUCAUGUGAAAAAGAUAUAUGAGUGAGCUGCUAAUGUCACCUCUUAUAAUGACUAGUGUUAUCUAAUAGAAACUUCCAUAUAUAUAAUAGAAAGUAAUUAUUCCAUUUUGCAUUAAAACUAGGUGGCCCACUUAGUGUUUAGAAAACCAUAGUUUAUUGGUUGAUCAACUCUGUAUUGUUCACCUAUAUGUGCCAGGUAUAAUGUCAGGUACUGUGGAAUCAAAGGCAGACGAGGAAGUCCCAACCCUCGUGGAGCAGAGAGUCUAGUAGAAAAGUUGUUUAUAUAGACAUUUUCAUGGUUCAGAAUUUUUAGAACAAAAAUAUGCCAAUUUCCUUUUGCUUGAAAAAAGUGUCAUUGAUUUCUUCUUCUUUUUUUUUUAAUGCCUGAAAUACUAAUCCUAAAAAUUUCUCUUUUGUGUGAAUCUCCAAAUUGGUUUCUCCUCCUCCUCCUCCUCCUGUUCCUCUUCCAACCUCCAUCUUCUUUUUGAUAUGGCAAACACAGAUGAGCUCAUCUAGUCAAUCCUCUCCAUAAACCAUUCUGUAAUGGCAACACGGUUAGCUAAAGGUUGCAUUGGACACCUACAAAACCUCGUAUGAUAACUGAAUACCGCAGGAUAUAUACUUACUAGAUUCGCCAGUUCUAUGACAUACUGGGUCUGUAUUUUUCUAGUUAGCGAGUUUUGUAUUUAGGUUGGAACCUGAGUUAAAUUUGGGGCUCAAAGUGAGGAGGACAUAACAGCAUGAUGUGUGAAUUCAGUUAGUUAGGCAGUCAGUCAGAAGAUGUUCCCUCUGUUAGAGGGAUUGAGCUUUCCUAUUUGAAAGUCCAGCACUCUGUGCCACACCCUGGCUAUCGUUAAGGGAUGACUUAUUGCCUUGUUGUCAGAUAAUUAUUGCUUUAACCCAGAGAAACAUUCUUCCCUGUACUUCUUUUUUUUUUUUUUUUUAAUGUUUCUCAUGUGGCCUGGGACAUGGCUCAGUUGGUAGAAUGCUUGCCUUGUACAUACGAGGCCCUGGGUUCAA
This is a messenger RNA of Sciurus carolinensis (gray squirrel), 4141 nucleotides long. RefSeq names its product SMAD family member 9 (gene Smad9). Bases 392 to 1684 code for a protein of 430 amino acids. Gene Ontology annotation, molecular function: I-SMAD binding; DNA-binding transcription factor activity, RNA polymerase II-specific; RNA polymerase II cis-regulatory region sequence-specific DNA binding. Gene Ontology annotation, biological process: transforming growth factor beta receptor signaling pathway; regulation of transcription by RNA polymerase II; SMAD protein signal transduction. The record is from RefSeq and is a predicted model, not a curated record. Gene Ontology annotation, cellular component: heteromeric SMAD protein complex. NCBI's taxonomy places the organism in Eukaryota, Metazoa, Chordata, Mammalia, Rodentia, Sciuridae. The transcript is spliced from 6 exons.